AAACUUCCUGAUGAAAACCUUGCGUACUGUGCACGGUGCAAAAGCGUUUUACAAAGGGAACUGGAACCAAGUUUAAUUAACAGCUUCUCUUUGCCAACAAAUCGUUUGGGGAAAUGUUGUCUUUGCUUGGAGACAAAGGCGGCGCAUAUCGUCUCAGUAUGCGGUGUUGACGCUAAUGCAGCAGGUUCCAUUGUGGGCUUGACACAUCUGACGUUAUGACAGGAAAGAACAAUUGGCCAACUGUCUACACGGCACGUGUACUACAUUUCUUGUAAAUUGGUAGAGACUUGUAUUAUGUUCAAUGUACAACAACAAAAUAAGCUCGACGGCAUCAAUCUUUAGGCCCUAUGACAUUUGAACCUAGAGUCAAGGCGCGAAACGGUGAAGCAGUUUUCAUUUUUUUUCUUGACAGAAAGUUAAGUUGUGUUCAAAAUGGAAAAUUCGAGUCUUGUGACCGAUAUAAAUGCAACUUUGAAUCGGACGGCUAAUCCUGUAGAUGUCACGGGCGACUUUGAUUCACCGAGGAAGUACUCCUUGCUGGUGCAGUACUGGGCCCUCGUGGUCGGGAUACCAGUGGACGCACUGGGCUUUUGGGGGAAUCUCAUGACCAUCAUCGCGGUGGCUAAAACAUCGGCUCUCAGGACGCCCACAAACCUCUUCAUCAUCAGCCUAAGCGUCUCGGACCUCUUGUAUUGUAUCAUCGUGCUGCCGGUCCUCCUGACAGUAUACAACCACAACGCCUGGGUCUUUGGCCCAGUCUUCUGUCGGAUCCAUCCUUUGCUCAUGAUCACCUUCGUUGGGGCGACCAUCAUGUCCCUGGCCGGUACUGCCUUCGGGCGCUGCCUCAAAAUCACCCAGUCGCCGCUUUAUGGUAAACUGUUCACCAUCAAGUGGCGGGCAACCGUCAUGAUACUGGUGUGUUGGCUCUUACCGUUAAUAUUUCUCCUCCCGCCCAUCACGGGGGUCUGGGGAGACCUGGGCUACGAGCCCAAGACCCUAACCUGCACCUUCCUCCGCGGAGGGAGUAAUUCCGGCUACAGUAUGUUCUUCAUGAUAUCCGCGCUGAUCAUUCCGACUUUCUCGAUAACUUUCUGCUACCUGAGAAUCCUGCAGACCGUCUGUGCGAACCACAAGCGCGUCCAGAAAAUGAGAAAGGCAGUGGUGAACGAGGUGUCGGGCGCUACGAGGGCCAGGGACUCGAUGAAGCGACAGCGGACGACGGCUUACCGGGAGGACAUCCAAUACACCAAGAUGAUGCUGUGCAUCUUCCUGGUCUUUAUUGUCUGCUACGUGCCCUACAUGAUGGCGACCCUGGUGGACCCACAGGUAAAGAACAUGACCUUCCACUUCUUCUGCGGGUCGUGUGUGUGGUUCAGCAGCUGUCUCAACCCCAUCGUAUACGUGAUAAUGAACAAACACUUCAGGAAGGCCUUUGCCGGGCUCCUGCCCGCCACCACGCGAGGUCGCGCAGCAACAGAAGUCGUUACCUUAUAGACAUUUCUUUUGCGACGUCACAGCUGCAUCAUGUAUUUUUCUUCGUUCCAGAAUAUCGUAACAAGCGAGUAUAUGCUGUAUGCACAUAAAAAGACCAGAAUGAAGAGUGUCUAUCUGAGUAAUUUCCUGUAGUUGGGGAUAGUACCAUUUAUGCCCAUCACGGUUAACUGAGUGCCUCUCAAGUUUAAGCGGGUGAUUUUGGAAAUUAUUUACUUGUGUGGUUUAUAACUGUCUUAGCGAACCCUAAAAUGUCAACCCAGCAAAAAGGUUUCUGCCGGCAUUUACGCCUAAUUUCCCCCACCGUUUCAUUCAAUCCAAUGCAGCCGAAGACAGGUAGCUUAGAAACGACGGUCUUCGCUAACGAAGGUAUUCAAUCGUUCUCGGUGAUACAAUAUCGAAUCACUUUGUUCAACGUGAGUUUGCAUAUACCUGCUUGUCAUUGUGAGCCUUGGAUGGAUUUGAACAUAAAACAUAAAAGCUGACAGAUAGGCGGGAGUACAAGGUGGAAGCCUAAAUUUAUUCAAAGUCUGGCCCUUUUGUGAAACGUAAGGCGAGAGUGUUUUAAAGAUGGUGCUUGGACCCACCGACCCCCCUGGAUUCAGAGCUGGAUUUUUCGGAGAAGUCUCGGAUCCGUGAGAUCAAAAUAAGUUACAAUAAGUAAAUUAGAUAUAGUUAAGCGGAAAAGUUAAAGGAAAAGAAAAAGCUUGUACCUACUUGCAAUACAAGACUUGAAUAACUUAGACUUUAACUUUUGCACGUGUUGUAUGGAUGGUGACGUCUUAUGUAAUACCGGAAUUAAGUACAUUUUGUAGAUAUCUGAUCAAUCUAAGCACGUUUUCAAAAAGGGUAGGGGGCUUUACCUUCUUGCCUAUAAAGGUUGUGCAUGGCAACCUUCUUUUAGGUAACUGCUUUUAUUACAGAGGAAUAGCGCAAAAAGGUCUACUCAUGUGGAUCCCGUGGAACGAAAGCUCUUACCCGUUGGCUGCCAUACAUGCACACCUUCUAAAUCAGUUUUCAUGACUUAUGCUGUCCUAUAGUCUUUUCAAGGUGCAGUUUGUUUGCUUUUUAUACCGAUUCCUGACAAACGAGAACUUUAAUAUUGUAAGGUUACCUGUAAAUAUUCAAGAAAUAAUAACGUUUAGUGUCUUAUGCUGUCUAAAAGAGGGCGCAGUUGCUCUCUGAAAUUGGAAUUUUGUGAUAGCUCAUCAACAUUCUGUCUGGCUUGCGAUUUACUAAAAAUGAUGGUGAAUUUUUCAAUGCUAGAAUUUCGUAUUGAAGCUGAUGGUAUGCCAGUGUAUUAUAAGGAGAAGAGAGGACAUUUUUAGGUAGUUCAGGCCAAAUUUUAUGCAGAACACCCAAAACUGGGAAACCGAUGUAAGAUUCUUUUGACAAGAAGCUUCCACGUAAAGUUAACUCAAUUAUAACACCUAAAAAUCUAAAUUUCCUCGUUGCUUUUCUUAAGUGUCACUUCAUCCCAUAAAUGGCGCUAAAUGUGCCGUUGGAUGAAUAGAUAAAAUAAAGUAAAAUAGCUUACUUUACUUAUCUUGGCAUUGUUAACAUAAAUAUUCAUGUCAACAUCUUUGUGAUUAAAUGUGUAAAUAAAAUAAAAACGUUUUCCAUGUUUGUGAAAAAUCUCAUGCAUAAAUGGUUAGGGUUAAUACACAGGGUGUCCACGUAAAAAGUAUACCGAGAUAAAAAAAA
Acanthaster planci (crown-of-thorns starfish) is the source of this 3195-nucleotide messenger RNA. Its product is annotated as protein trapped in endoderm-1-like. Gene Ontology annotation, molecular function: G protein-coupled receptor activity. The record is from RefSeq and is a predicted model, not a curated record. Gene Ontology annotation, biological process: G protein-coupled receptor signaling pathway. Lineage: Eukaryota; Metazoa; Echinodermata; Asteroidea; Valvatida; Acanthasteridae. Gene Ontology annotation, cellular component: membrane.